Messenger RNA from Triticum aestivum (bread wheat), 1397 nucleotides. RefSeq lists its product as uncharacterized. The transcript is spliced from 3 exons. NCBI's taxonomy places the organism in Eukaryota, Viridiplantae, Streptophyta, Magnoliopsida, Poales, Poaceae. The coding region runs from base 245 to 988 and encodes 247 amino acids. The record is from RefSeq and is a predicted model, not a curated record.
CUUCUCCUCUCUCCCUCUCUCCCUAGACGAGACGAGAAAGAAACAGCCAGUGCAGCUCAGCUGGGCCGCACGCCUGCGCCUGCUCGACACGUCUCAUCGCAUGCAGGCUCGCCACUGCGCUGCUCAGUACUACGUACAGUAUAUGUUAGGAGCACACCAAGGUUCAAGAAGCACACCAAGCUUGCAAGGAAGGGCCUCCCAUUAUCUCAUCAUCUGACCAGUUGACGCACGUACGCUUGGAUCCAUGAGCAUGGGCAUGGACUCCCCGCAGAAGAAGCUUGGCUCCAUAUCCAUGGACGGCGGCAAGACGCCUCCUCUGCUGCUUGAGGUUGCGGCCCAGCUGGCCAAGAAGGCGAUAGCCGCUUCUCCGUUCCCGGAUGCACACCGGCUGGCCAGCGCUUGGGCGUUCGUCAGCGCCAGGUUCUUCCCCGUCUCCAUCGCCUUCGGCUCCCUCAUCGACCUUCUACUCUGCAGCAAGCUGGGGUGGUGCCAUUUUCUGGAGCGCGAGUGGGACCGGCCCAUAGACAGCGCCCUCUGGAUCGGCCUGUGGUGCUGCCCCGCACUCCAGGCGGCCGUGGCGGCGCUCGCUCUGCUGCUCCCGUCCCGCCACCGCCGGAUCCGCCGUGCCCUUGCCUACCUCGCCGUCUCGGUCGCCAUCGUCGGCCAUUCUUUGAUGGCCAGCCUCGUCCCCCUUGUUGUCGCUGCCUACCCAGGGCCAGGGCUAGGAUACCUCCUGCUCAUCGUCUUGUUCGUCUGCGCCGCGGCGGCGCUGGCGCAGAUGCUCCCGUGCCUCUCCCUCCGGAUCCGCCGUGCCCUCGCCCACCUCGCGCUCGCCAUCGUCGGCCUCUGUAUUUUGGCCAGCUUGGCCCUCGCCGUCGACACAGCAUUCCUCAUCCUCUUGAUCGGCUACUCGGCGGUAAUCUUCACCCUCGCGGUGGGUGACCUCCUCAGCUUCCUGGCCCUCCUCCUCGGAGGCGAGGAGGAGUAGCUGCUGAUCGGCAAGCCGCGAGCUCCAUAUAUCUCCAUGGAUCAGCUCAUGAGGUACUCACGUACGUCCGACUGAUGAGUAGUUGUACGUAGUAGUAACUUGAUCAUGGAUCUCCUACCACUUAAUCUGCCUAGUAUUGGACCUUAAUUUGAUGUGGAAUUAAUUAGCCUGUACGUUAUCUGUGUGAUGUGGAGCUUGCCUGGAUUAGUAUUGAUGAACAAGCUAUACAUAUAUGGAGUCUUAAUUUGAUGUAGUAUAUAUUGGACCUUUUCUCUGUAUGCAUGCCUAGCUUGCGGUAUAAUUGAUGCUGGUGAAAUCAGUUUAUAUCUAUAUAUAUGCAUGCACACUCGUGUUGUAUCUGGUGUUGAGCAUUGUUUUUCAUUCAUUAUGGAGACAACUCGAGUAUAAA